AUGGAAAGCAGUAACCCAUACUCAUUUCACCUUUUUGGUGAUCUCUGGCUCGAAGACCCUGUCCUGUAUCUCAACGAGAAUGAUCUGGCUAAGUUGGAACAUGUCAUGCCGUACCUUCAUCAACUGGAGACAGAAUUUAAAGCGAGACUUGCAAAAGCAUCAAGAGACAACGAUGGCAAUGAAGGUUUUCGAGAUCGAUUUGAUCUCAUGGUUAAAGCCGAAACAACAGCAUGGAAGCAUUACGGCACUGUACAGGAAACAACGUUCCUCAUCCCGCCAAGCGGCUCUCUUAAUUCACCUGUUGCAUGCCACUUGCAUUGCCCUUCAUUCACAGUGAUUGAUCCAUACAGCCAAGAAACUGCAGAUGAAUCAAAUGUCUGCAUUAAGCAACUGAUAGACAUCGGUUUUUCUCCCGAUCGAUGCGUGUUGUACGACCAUCUCUCUAGGCGCGAAGCGCUUGAUGGGUUUCAGUUCUACCCAGCUGAUAUUCUCCGUAUCCAUGAAUCUUUCACCUUAGAACUUAGAAGCCGAAUGUCCGCCAUUGUGGAUAUAUGUUGGGGGGCCUGUGGAGCUUUUAAGGGUGUCGAAAUAUGGUUGGAAUGGGAGCAGACUAAUCAUUCUGAUGAUGGUAUUUGGAAAGUUAUUCGGUUUGUUACCUUUGUCAAUCAUCCGCAGCGAAUGUUACUUGCCGGAAUGUCUAUUGACGAACAAUUCUACACUAAAACCCAUAAACCAGGAACCUAUGGGAGGCUUACCACAUGGCAGUACAAGAGGCAGCAAAGCAUGAACGCUUCCGCAAUCGCCGAAAUCUCCAGUUGCACGCCAUUCGUAUUAAAUACAAAUAUGCCAAACAUAGAAACAUCUUUACCGGCCAGUUUCACCGAAUUUAGACAAACAUUGGGGGUGCCAAGAGAUCAUAACAUGGACGAUUUCUUUCAGAAUAUAAAACGAGAACCGCUUGCGCUAUUUCCCGAACUUGGAAAACCGACGGACCACAAAGGCCUGUACUACCUGGCAUCCGCACUCGUAUCCAAUGGCGCCGAUUUAGGGCAAGCGCUUUUGAUAUGUGGACUGAGCUACUCUAAUAUUGCCCAUUGCGAAGAGUUCCUAGAUUGGAAUGAUAUCCCUGUUCAGCUUCGAGUUUGGAUUGAGAAUCAACGUGGAUUGAAAAUUAAUAUGAAGGCUGUCGAAAGUAUAGACGACCUUCAGAGAGUACACAGAUUGCUUUGUCGAACACAGCCGAAAGUGACUCUCCAAAGCCAUGGGGCUAUUGGCGUUGCUUUAGAUAUCUCCAUACGAUAUUUCAAACAAAUCGAGCACAUAGGGCAAGAUGCAAGUAAGAUUGCAGAUCUGGUCUUCGAAAAUCCUUCCUUGUGCGAAGCCAUGCCUCGAAAAUGUGGGCUUUGUAAUCAGAGUAUUCUUGAUGAUGCCUUUCCUCGGUUUAAAAGGCUUGAUCCUCAAAGAUAUGUGCUUCGAUUCCUCCAAAAUGGGUGCGGACUCCCAGGCUGCCCAGGUAACCAGCUGAGUGCCUGGGCCAUACCAGCAGACCCCUCGGUGAAGUACACUCGACCAGACCGGAACAAGCUCGUCGCCCUCCCAAGAAAAUCAAACUGGGAGGCAUAUUUUCUACGGAAUGGUGUAGAAAAUGGAUCUCUUCCUGAAAAUGUGACGCUUGUGUGUCGCCGCUGUCGUACGCAGUUGUUUGACGAUACCGAGCCGCGCUGGACGAGGGAGUCCACCCCUCGCUAUGUUCUACGGCGACCCAAUUGCAAGACCUGCAAUAAGAAGAACACUAAUUGGUCACCACAAAAUACUUCGAUUCUUUGGGUAGACUCGUCAAAACUUUCGCGGAAGUGGGCAAGCCUCUUGAAACAACCCGCGUUUGAUCCAGAAGAUGUUCUCAAGAAUCCAGACUGGUAUUUUCCAACGGCUGAAGCGCAAAAGGCAGAUCAUCAAUAA
Trichoderma breve is the source of this 1959-nucleotide messenger RNA. RefSeq lists its product as uncharacterized. Bases 1 to 1959 code for a protein of 652 amino acids. The transcript is spliced from 5 exons. The record is from RefSeq and is a predicted model, not a curated record. Lineage: Eukaryota; Fungi; Ascomycota; Sordariomycetes; Hypocreales; Hypocreaceae.